Messenger RNA from Metarhizium album ARSEF 1941, 801 nucleotides. RefSeq names its product peptidyl-prolyl cis-trans isomerase B precursor. The record is from RefSeq and is a predicted model, not a curated record. Gene Ontology annotation, cellular component: endoplasmic reticulum; fungal-type vacuole. NCBI's taxonomy places the organism in Eukaryota, Fungi, Ascomycota, Sordariomycetes, Hypocreales, Clavicipitaceae. The transcript is spliced from 4 exons. Gene Ontology annotation, molecular function: peptidyl-prolyl cis-trans isomerase activity. Gene Ontology annotation, biological process: protein peptidyl-prolyl isomerization; protein folding. The coding region runs from base 1 to 801 and encodes 266 amino acids.
AUGUUCAACCUGAGGCGCCUCGUCUCCUUCGCCCUCCUCAUUGGAGUCGGCCUGGUCCUUUUCUCCCAGACCGCCGAGGCGGCGAAGGGUCCCAAGAUCACCUCCAAGGUCUACUUCGACAUCGAGCAUGGUGACAAGGCAUUGGGUCGUAUUGUCAUCGGUUUGUACGGCAAGACCGUCCCUGAAACGGCCGAGAACUUCCGUGCUUUGGCCACUGGCGAAAAGGGAUUCGGGUACGAGGGAUCCACGUUCCACCGUGUCAUCAAGCAGUUCAUGAUCCAGGGUGGUGACUUCACCAAGGGCGACGGCACUGGGGGCAAGUCUAUCUACGGCGCAAAGUUUAAGGACGAGAACUUCAAACUCAAGCACACCAAGAAGGGUCUCCUCUCCAUGGCUAACGCUGGUCCCGACACCAACGGCUCACAAUUCUUCAUUACCACCGUCAUCACCUCCUGGCUGGAUGGCCGACACGUCGUCUUUGGAGAAGUCUUGGAGGGCUACGACGUUGUCGAGAAGAUUGAGAGUGUCGAGACCUCGGAAGGCGACAAGCCUCUUCAGACUGUCAAGAUCGCCAAGAGCGGCGAGCUUGAGAUCCCGCCCGAAGGCCUCGACGGCUCGGCUGGCUGGGCCGACGGUGUCGCACCCGUCGAAAACGACGCUUUUGUGGGAGACAACUCCUCAGAGGGAUGGUCACUCCUACAAAAGGUAGGGUUGUUUGGGUUUGUGGUUGCUGCCGCAGUGUUCUACAUGCGCCUUCGAAAAUCUUCUGGCGAGGAUUACAGGGAGAAGUUGACCGCUUAA